AUGAUCUUUGACACCAAGAAUCUUUCUCUUUUCCUUGCAGCCACCCUUCUGCCAAAGCCCCUUCAGGUGGCUGGCCAUGCUGCCCUGACUAACCCCAUGGGGCGCCAGGCCUAUGCAAAAGUGUACGGAAGCAAUUCCAUCCCUGGACGCCCUUUCCCGAUCGGUGACCCGCUGGGCUGGCAGGCUGGCGGAUAUACUUACGGCGCCUGUGGAAGGAUGCUGGCCGGUGAUGAUAUUAAUGACUUUACCAACAACUACGUCGACGUGAAUGGCGAUCCUGCUGAUUGGCAGACCCAAGCUGUCUACGAUGAAGGCGAUGUCAUUGAGCUGGAGGUGACAAUCCAGGCCAACCAUGGCGGCUACUUUUUGUACUAUGUCUGCCCUGACGUCGACAAUCCCACUCAAGAGUGCUUUGAUCAAUACCCACUCGAGUACGUUGGAGAUGCCCUCUAUGGAGCGGAGCAUCAAGAAGAGCCCUAUCAGAAUCGAGCUUACUUGGCUCCGGAUAGCGUGGAAAAUAAGGUGGAGAGCCCAGGCUACCAACUCGAAAACGGAGAAAAUUGGGCGUCGGGUUACCUGGUUGCGCGCCACUACUACAAGCUUCCCGAAGGAGUCUUUGGGGAAAGGAUGUUGCUUCAGUGGCAAUGGAAAACAUUCAUUUUUGACUGUAUUCCACCAGCUUCCGAUGAGUAUGAGUUUCCUAGCGAUUGGGGAGAUGUCCUAAGUUCAUACUCGAAUGCCAUUUGCUCGGUUGACGAUCAAGGCCGCAUGGCGGAUGCUGGAAAUUCCCCUCAGAGCUAUUGGCAAUGUGCCGAGAUUGAAAUUCGUGAAGCAUCUCCGACCAUUUCUCCGGCACCUACCCUGGCGCCUACCACACUGGAACCUACCUUGGCACCCCCUCCGACUGCCCCAACCUCAAGAGCUCCAACUGUUUGUGAUGUCUGCACCGGCGUUAUCGAAUGCAUUGGCAAGGGCGAGCGCGACUGUUUUCAUUUGAUAAACAAUGACGGCAAAGAUUGCGCUUGGACUGACUGCGACGCCGAAGAAACACCCGCUCCAACUGAAGCUCCCGUGACACCUCCAACAGAAGCUCCCGUGGCGCCAACUGAGCCGCCCGCAACAUCUUCCCCGACAGACGCUCCAACAGAAGCUCCCGUGGUGCCAACGGACUCGCCCACAGAAGCUCCCGUGACGGAAGAACCAACAGAAGCUCCGGUGGCGCCUACUGACUCACCAACAGAAACUCCCGUGACGGAAGAACCAACAGAAGCUCCCGUGGCGCCUACUGAUUCACCAACAGGAGCUCCCGUGACGGAUGAACCAACAGAAGCUCCCGUGACGGACGAGCCAACGGACGAGCCAACAGAUGAACCGACAGUGGCUCCGGUGACGGAAGAACCGACCGCGGCCACAACCCCAGAGCCAACUGAAGCAGGUCCCUGUGGGCAAUGCGAACCCAGAGAUGGUGUUAACGAGCCGGAAUGCAACGGUCAGACCUUUCGAAGGUGCCGACGAAUGAUUGACCGAGAGGGCAAAUGCAUGUGGAAUGUCGAAUCUUGUUUCCUCGAUGACGAUGAAGAGGACGACGACGAAACUUGCGAACAAGUGUGUAUCCCAGAUCCUGAUUCCAGCGAAAGCCAAGCUGAAUGCUAUGACCAGACAACUGAAACUUGCAUCGUAUUGAUGGCAAGUGAACCACCCAAGUGUUCCAUGACUGAAUGCUAA
Molecule: messenger RNA, 1725 nt
Organism: Seminavis robusta
Lineage: Eukaryota; Bacillariophyta; Bacillariophyceae; Naviculales; Naviculaceae
Source: the annotation of a GenBank genome assembly